Molecule: messenger RNA, 1866 nt
Organism: Cherax quadricarinatus
Lineage: Eukaryota; Metazoa; Arthropoda; Malacostraca; Decapoda; Parastacidae
Product: glutathione S-transferase Mu 4-like
Biological process (GO): glutathione metabolic process; regulation of DNA-templated transcription
Molecular function (GO): DNA binding; glutathione transferase activity
Source: RefSeq, a predicted model, not a curated record
UGGGUUAUACUGAAGUUUUCGAGUGGUAAAUAUAUUAGGGAGGGCUGCCAGUGGAUGUUAAGAGGGGUGGCACUGACACCAGCCAGCUGCCUCACUGCCACACACGUCAUCUUCCUGCUAACAUGGCACCAGUCUUUGGCUAUUGGAAAAUACGUGGGUUGGGACAGUCCAUCAGGCUGUUGCUGGAGUACCUCGGCACGGAGUACGAAGAAAAGUUCUAUAACAUCGGUCCAGCUCCAGACUUUGACAGAUCUGAGUGGCUCAACGAGAAGUUCAAACUGGGACUUGAUUUACCCAAUCUUCCAUACUACAUUGAUGGCGACAUCAAAAUCACUCAGAGUCAUGCCAUCCUGCGCCACUUGGGUCGUCAGAACAACAUGUGUGGCAAGACUGAGAAAGACAAGAUAAAGGUGGACAUGCUCGAGCACCAAGCCAUGGACAUACGUAUGGUAUAUGCCCGAUUCGCCUAUAUGAACUACCCCACAGAAAAAGACCAGUACCUUAAGGACAUUAAGACAAUAGUGAAGGCAGUCUCUGACCUCCUGGGCAGUCAACCAUGGUUCGCAGGUGACCAAAUCACCUUCCCUGACUUUCUGAUCUACGAACUUUUGUCUGUCCACCUGGAGUUGGAUCCCACCUGCCUUGAUAACGCCAACAACCUUAAAGAGUAUGUGAAACGCUUCGAGCAGCUUCCGAAUAUCAAGAAGUACAUGGAAUCUUCAAGGUUCAUCAAGAAACCGAUAACUAUGCCUACGGCACACCAUGGGAAUAUUUAAAUCUUACUCUUAUAAGCAAUAUAGCAAUGCCUGAAGUUAACAGUGUAUUGUACUUUUAAAUUGAUUUUGCCGAAAGUUUCCACUGGCUUAAUCUAGUAACGAAAGCUAAUGGAAUUGCACGAUUAAUAAUGCUUUCAGUUUAUAAACCAUAAGGACUUUCAUGUCUUACAACAUAAGUUUUGUUGCACACUUCAGAGCUAAACAAAAAAUACAAAAAGCUGAUGUCUUGAGGUGGCCAAUAGCUAGAUUGCUAGAGCACUCAGCUCACACACUGAGGUCAGGUACAGGUGGAAACAAUUAGGACGAGAUUCCUUAAGACACCUGACGUCCCUCCACCUAGCAGUGAACUAGGUACCUGGGUGUUAGUAGACAGGUGUGGGCCGCAUUAUGCUCUGCAUAGCGAGGGGCUUUAUAAUAUUAAGUAUACCUUGUACAUGUAUUUUUAAAAAUGGAUUGGUAAAUGCUAACAGCUGAAUAUAAUUGCAGUUCAUGGAUCAGCUGAACCAUAAGUUUGAAUUAAUAAAUUUAAUGAAAAAUAACAUGAAAAUAAAAAAUAUUAAAUCCUCAAGAAAAAGUAUUUAAGCAUAUUACAUUCAGUAUAGGACCACUAAACCCGUAAGGGUUUUACAGCACUUGGGGAGGGGGGGUAUAUGGAAGGCACUAGUCAUGCCCAAUUCCGUGAAUCAAAAGCUUCUCACCAGCAUCAAGGAACCUCUUAGAGAGAAAUACUAAGUAUAUAUGAAUACAUUUACAAUAUUCUAAACUUUGAAGUUUAGGAAAUUUUAAUAUAAAUCUUUAAGCACUUAAUACUUAUUAUACACGUGUCUUGCACGAGGAAAUAAAUUAGGCCCAUAAAACGCCCGGAAUAAGAGGCGCAGUCAAGAGUCCAUUUAUGGGCAAAUAGCGCUAAUUCCUUUGAUCAAGAACCCUUCACAGGCAUCAAGGCACCUACCUCCCUUGAAGAGCAUGCUUAUCACCUGCUGCACAUACUAUACUCAAUGUUAUUGUCUUUCCAUAUACGCAGUCUGUUUCAGCCUUACCUCAUGUCUGCUCCAGACCUAAUUUAUCUCUAAUAAAAAGUUCAGCAUAA